UAGUGUAGGGUUUCAGAUUCCAUUUUCAGCCUCCAUUUUUUACAGUUCCACACAGCUCAGAUUUUAUAGGCCUUCCAAAAUUCUCCGUUACUGAUUCCCGCACUCUAUCCAGCAAUUCAAUUGUCGACUCUCAAAUUGAAAAAAAGCUGAAAAUUAGGGGGGAAUUAAAGAAUGUGAUUUUAUUCUAUCGUGGAAUAGCAUUUCCAAUCUGCUAUGGCAUUGUCGAUUUCGAGAAGGGUAUUGCGUGCUUUUCGAUCGUCCGAUUUUUCGUUCGGACCAGCUUCUUUGUGUAAUGCAGCGUUGAACUUCAACGGCAGUGUUGGGGAUAGCUUACCUUCGUUGCAGUCUUUGGUACCUGGGAAGGUGCCGUUUGAUGUGUACCGGAAAUAUUCGACAACAAUUUUGACCCCAAAUUCGAGUGAAGGCGCAUUCCCUUCUCAUUUAUUGUCCUCAAAACACGUGCUGGCUCCAGAGCGUGAAAUAGGUCUCUAUCAGGAUUUGGUGAUUCCUGUUACAAAUUUUGCCAACGAGGACAAGGGGUUCAUGGUAUUGGCUGGUGAUGUUUUCGAUGUCCCAAUUAGGAAGGAUAUUAUUCACCGUGUUGUAAGAUGGCAGCUUGCUAAAAGGCAGCAGGGUACCCAUUCGACCAAAAAUCUUAGCGAGGUGAGUGGGACCGGUAGAAAGCCUUGGCCGCAAAAGGGUACUGGUCGAGCAAGGCACGGAACGCUGCGGGGCCCACAGUUUAGGGGUGGUUGUGCGAUGCACGGUCCAAGGCCACGAAGUCAUGCUAUCAAGCUAAACAAGAAAGUUCGUCGACUAGGGUUGAAAGUUGCACUUUCAGCUCGUGCGGCAGAAGGCAAGCUUUUGAUUUUCGAUGAUAUGGAGGUUCCUUCACAUAAGACGAAGAACAUUGUGAACUACGCGAAUCAAAUGGAAGAUGCUAAGAAACUUCUGCUUGUUGAUGGAGGUUCGAUUAAUGAAAAGCUGAAGCUGGCUACUCAAAAUGUGCACUACGUCAAUGUACUACCUGCAAUCGGUUUGAAUGUUUAUAGCAUUCUGCUGCACGAUACGCUCGUUAUGUCACGUGAAGCUGUGAACAGAAUCGUUGAAAGAAUGCAUACUCCGAUCAGUCGUUGAUGAUUGAAUCAGUUUUUUCUAUUGAAAUUUAGUUUUUUUUUUUGGAAAAAAAUGAAAACAUGUAAAUGGCUCGUGUUUUGGACCUUUAUUUUACGAGCUAUGUAUCAGAAUUGAAUUGUAGCGAACAUAACUCGAAGGCUUCCAAGGCUUAAUAUUGGGACAACCGAAAAACAAAAAGAAAUAAGUUGAAUGAUUAAGGCUA
Messenger RNA from Erythranthe guttata (spotted monkey flower), 1339 nucleotides. The record is from RefSeq and is a predicted model, not a curated record. NCBI's taxonomy places the organism in Eukaryota, Viridiplantae, Streptophyta, Magnoliopsida, Lamiales, Phrymaceae.